Molecule: messenger RNA, 3006 nt
Organism: Sycon ciliatum
Lineage: Eukaryota; Metazoa; Porifera; Calcarea; Leucosolenida; Sycettidae
Product: cytohesin-1-like
Exons: 11
Coding region: 267-1499 (410 amino acids)
Biological process (GO): regulation of ARF protein signal transduction
Molecular function (GO): guanyl-nucleotide exchange factor activity
Source: RefSeq, a predicted model, not a curated record
GUCCUUUCCUUGUCGUAGCAAAGAUCGUAUCGUUGAUCUACAGUCAGUGCAGGUACUUCACAGAAAACCGGUGGCGGUGGAGUGCCGCGAUCUAUGCAUAGGUUUGUGUUGUCAUGAAGUACUGGUAGUGGAGUUGUUGAAGAUUUGGGUUGUUGGUCGUUGUGGAAGUGGAAGGAGUACUUUUCCAGUUAGGCUGCAAUAGGAACGCGGAACGGCAAGAACGUGGAUAGUAAAACGGGAAAUGAGGAGUAGAUUGUGGUGAUCUGAUGGACGGCAUGACUCCAAAGGCCUCGACGAGGUCUGAGUCAACCCAAGGCCUGUCAGAUUUCUCCGAAGAGGAGCAAAGUCUUCUGGACGAGAUUGGACGUAAGAAGUCGAAGCUUCAGGAGGAGAUUCAGCACAUCAAAAAUGAGAUCGCCGAAGUCACAGCAGAGCUGGAGACCAUGGAUGGAGUUGUGGAUGUGCCAAAGCAGCAGGAUCAGAAAACGAAACAGUUAGCGACCGGUCGCAAGCGCUUUAACAUGGACCCUCAAAAGGGCCUCAAUUUCUUGUACAUGCAUGGACUGCUGAACGAGACACCGGAAGACGUCGCAGGAUUCCUGUACCGCGGCGAGGGUCUCAGCAAGAAGAUGAUUGGAGAAUACUUAGGGAAAUUAAAAGAUUUCAAUGUAACGUGCCUGAAGGAAUUUGUGAAGCUACACGACUUUACCAACAUGAGCCUGGUCAGCUCGCUGCGACAGUUCCUGUGGAACUUUCGGCUGCCGGGCGAAGCGCAGCAGAUUGACCGGAUGAUGGAGGCGUUUGCAAAGCACUACUGCCAGCACGGCAACGGUGGCGUGUUUGCCAACCCGGACACGUGCUACGUCAUGUCCUUCUCCAUUAUCAUGCUCAACACGAGUCUACAUAACGUUAACGUCAAAACCAAGAUGACCAUAGAGGGGUUCAUUUCGCAAAAUCGUGGUAUCAACGACGGCGACGAUUUACCUGAGGAAUUGCUGCGGGCAUUCUACGAGGACAUCAAGAAAGAUGAAUUCAAGAUUCCCGAGGACGAGGGAGGCAGUGAUCUCACACAUACUUUCUUCAACCCGGACCGGGAAGGCUGGCUAACUAAAGAAGGUGGCAAGCGGAAGACAUGGAGAAGACGGUGGUUUAUUCUCACAGAAAACUGCUUAUUCUACUUCAAGCUGCCCUCGGACAAGGAGCCGCGGGGUAUUAUUCCGCUGGAGAAUCUUGGCGUACGUGAACUGGCUGACAACAAGCGACCGCAAUGCUUUGAGAUCUUCUCCGACGCCAGCAGCGCUAUCAAGGCCUGCAAGACCGACUCGGAGGGCAAAGUCGUGGAAGGCCACCAUAACGUGUACAGAAUACAAGCGGCCACUGCCGAAGAGAAAGACGAGUGGAUCAAGUGCAUCCGCGCCAGCAUCAGCCGCGACCCGUUCUACGAGAUGCUGCAGACGCGCAAGAAGAAGGCAACACACCAGCAAGAGGUUGGUGUAUAGUCCGUGUGCCCGGGCCGCUGAGCUUCGAAUCCCACCACCCCCGUGCGCACAGUCUGGCCGCGUAGCCAUGGCGUUGGUGCUGCCGUGCAAGUGCCCGGUCGCCAUCGCUUAUCUGCACGGACUGGCCAGUCCUCUCUCAGCCCGCAUGUUAGCCGAGUGGCUACAGUUUGUGUGUAGCCGACACAUCUAUCCCAUCUCCUUGGCGAGACAAUGCUAGUGAUAAAAGCUGUUGAUUGUACAUGUGUUUGUACAUGCAUGCGUUCGUUUCGGACAGUGACUCAAUCGUCAUCAUCAUCAUCAUCCGUACCAUCAUCAUCCUCAUCAAUCAAUCAUUAAUCAAAUUUGCUACUAUUACGUGACCGCCCAUCCUCCCCUCCCCGCGUUCCUCUGUACAUAGCACGGGAGUCUGUUGACGGACCUCCCCCACCCUGCCCCCACCCCUCCUGAGCAAUUUGAAAAGAUUUUCCACGCGUCCCGAACCUAUCCUCCCUUUCCUCGCCGGGUGGGCAUGUCGAGACUGCUGUCGCGCCUCUCCCCUUCCCUGCGCUGCCGCCCGCUCACCGCACACACUCUGGCUCGCGUACAUCCGAUCGGGCCGGGCCGAGCCAAGCGGUGUGUGUGGACCCAUGUGAUGUCUGGAUGGUUUUUCUGCUCUUGGACACUCAGUGCAGCAGCAGCCCGAACUGAUUGUGUCCCAUUGGCCAGUCCAUGUUGCUGCUGCUGUCAAUGCUAGUGUCAUGCAAUGCUAGUUACCAAUGCCUUUCCUACUAGUUUUGUAUGUCACAGUUUAUUGAAAGAGAUUUCUUAUAUCAAUUUUCCUUUUUUUUGUUUUGUUUUCUAUCAGCGAGGCGUAAUCCUCUACAAUAAUUAUUACCGUUUCUCUUGUUUCGGCGUUCUGGCCACCAUCCCUCCUUUCCCAACCUGCUUCGUUCCUUUGCUUCUGUACGUGGGCGUGUGUGCGUAAGAUGUGUGUAUAGUAUAUUCUCACUAGUUUAGCAGUGCACUGGUGUGUAGUGCAAUGUAAUCAAACCUGUUCCUUAACUAUAGCAUACCCUUCCUUCUAUUUCUCCGAGCGUAUGCCUCUGCCCUCACCUCCCCCCUCCCUCUUUUUUCGUUCUCUCUCUGCCUUUCAUCUCCUCACUGGUGUGCUGACAGCAUUGAGUGGUUUUACCGGCUCCUUGGCGACUUUUUUUUAUCGUCGGGUACUGUCGUCCGUCACUGCGGGGUCUAUUGUUCGGUUUCCGCGCAUUGGUGGCGGUAACAUCCACGUGUUGCCCUUGUCCUCUCUGUAGUCCCAAUCCUCAUCCUGUUGUGCCACGUAGCCUGGACGCGCCUGCACACACAGUUACCAUGUGCACAUGGCUUGGUAUUAUAAAGACUAUUCCUCAGUGCACUGAUUCGUUGCGUUCUUCUUGUUCUCCCCUUAUAGUUUUUUGUUGUUGUUGUUGGCCUGUUUUCUUUUGGGUUGUACCGAACGGCGUGUGAAUCGACAGUUUGAAACGGUGAA